GGAUUCAAGCGUCGCGAGCUCCCUGCUCCGGUCAGUAACUACAAAAUGGCUGCAGAGGCUCCGCCGCCGCCGCCGCCGACGAGGUCCCGCUGAACGCUUCACGGCUUGUGAAAGUGUUCCCACUACAUUUGGCGCAGACAACUGGGAUUGGAGGCAGCCCCCUUGGAGUGCAGCCACACAAGUUAUUUUCGGGGCCAGUUCCGAACACUAGGAGUGCGGACUGUGAGAAGAAGCAAAACUCACGAGAAGACAACCAUUUGAUGGAAGAUAAGAAAAAGAAAAAGCAAGAAGAGAAGAAAAAGAAAGAAGCCGCUCAGAAAAAGGCCACAGAACAGAUAACCAAAGUGCCAGACUCUGCCAAGCUCGAUCCCGCCCCUCCUCUUCCCCCCAUCAACCCCAGUGCCGCCCCGUCUGUAGCCCCAAGCAGUGGCAAUGGCAAGCGCGCUCCCUCCGGAGGUCAGCCACAGACAGCACAACAGCCCCAGACUCUGCUCCAGCAGCGCUACCCACCCAGAGAGGUGCCCCCUCGCUUCCGCCAGCAGGAGCACAAGCAGCUGUUGAAGAGGGGUCAGCCUCUGCCCUCUGGAAGCCUGCUUCUCACCGCCACAACACGUCCCAGCACUACUGAACCUGCAGCAGCAGCUGUACCCGCAAACUCCUCUCCCUCCUGCUCCUCUUCCUCCACAGCCAGCCUGCCUACAGAACUGCCCCCCCAGAGCAGCCAGGGAGCCCAGUAUGAUAAUCCCCUCUGGGGACACCUGCCAACUAAUAGGAGUGCCACAAGUGCUGCCUCUUCCACCAAUCUCAGUGGUUGGGACCAACUGAGUAUUAACCAGAAGGACACAGAGGCUUGGUCUUCGAUUACCCUCAGCAAGAGCCAGGCCCCUCCUGGAGGAUGCCCUUUGGAUACUGACCCUGGUCGCUUGACCAGCACCAGCAGCAGCAGCAGCAGCAGCGGCAGCAGCAGCAGUACUAGUAGUAGUUGUAGUACAGUUACUAUGGCCACAGGGGCCAACAGCCAGACAGGCCACUUCCCUGCCAACCUUAGCAGCAAGGCCAACAGUGGAACCAGUCCUGCCAGUCAUACUGGAACCAGCAUGCUCUCUAACCAGGUUGCAGCCAAUCGCAGCUGGGGUUCUGGACCUGGACCCUCCCAUUGCCCCCCUCAGUCCUCAGCGGGGAAUGAAGUAAAGAGUGACAGUCCAGUGGGGGGAGCAGGCAGCAGGGGCUGGGGCUCAUCAUCUUCCACCACCAACUAUAACUUGAACCUAAACCCUAAUGCCAACCCAUCUGCCUGGCCAAUGCUGGGGCAUGAUGGACCUGGUACAGGGGGAGGCAGCUCAGGGGGAGCCAACACCAUUUCACCUCCUCAACCUACACCAAACCUCUGUAAUCAGCCUGGCCCUCCACCAGCCCAGACCAGCACCUGUACUGGAGCCAACACUAACAGCAACUCCUCUGGGAUUGGCAGCGCCUGGGGAGGUUUAAUGACCUCUGACAUGUCAGAGCCACACCCCUCCCCAUCCACGAAUGUGUCUUUCAGUUCAGAACCUCAGAACCUUAAAACUGAUGGACCAAAUCACACUAAUAAGCAGGAACCGUCAAGCCCUAUACACAGCCUGCCUGGCUGGGGUAAUGCACCUGUAGGGAUGAGUUCAAUGGGCCAACCUCCAAAAGGGGGCCCGCAGGUCAAUGGAGAAGAUAGUAGCUCAGUAUGGGGUAACAGUGGCGACUCUAAGGCACCUUCAUCUAAGGAGGCACCUGGCUGGAACUCUGGCUGGGGCCAUGGAGGAGGUGGAGCAGGGAAUACUGGAGGAUGGGGUGACCAGUCCCGUGGAGACUGGGGGAAACAGCACACUGAAGAGGCCCAGGGAAGCUGGGAUACCCCAAGCUCUCCUCCGCAGGAGACAAAGGCUAGUCCUUGGGGCAGAGCUGUGAGCACAGCUGUUGCCAGUGAAGGGAGCAGUGACAGCAUGGAAGGACAUCCCCCAUGCAGAGACUCAUCCAGAGAUAAUCCAGCUCCUCUGCCCCCUGCACAGGAUCUGGACCCCAGGGUGUUGUGUAACACUGGGUGGGGACAGACCCCUGUUCGCCAGCACACCUCGUGGGAUAUGGUUGAGAGUAAACGCAAGAAAGAUGCAGCCACUGAAUCACGGGGCUCUGGCCCAACCACUCCAAACAAUUCCCAGGGGCCCUCCAACACUAGCAUGGGCCCCACUCAGAGGAGUGACCCUGGGAGCAAAAAUGAUGUGCCUGGUUCUCAGGGAGCUUCAGGUUGGGGUGGAAGCAUAGCAGCUACCAACAAGCCCAACUCUGGUUGGGGAGAGCCACCUAACAACAUUAAGCCCCCAGCUGCCCCCAGUGGCUGGGGGAACUCUCCAGCAGGAGGCCCCACCACCAGUGUACCUAAGAAUGGUGGUCAGUCAUGGAGAGAGGAGAAGCCAAGUGGGUGGGACGAUGCUCACAUCAAGGCAACAUCCCAAGGCUGGGGAGAGCAACAAAAAGCCUCCCACGGCUGGGGCAAUAGUGGAGGCAGCAAUAACACUGGUGAUUGGGGAGAACCAGAAGAGAGCAAAAAAAGUCCCACCAACCCUGCCUGGGAAGGCGAGGCAGCAGGCUGGAAGGAAAAGCCACGAGGCUGGGGAAUGCCAGCUUCAGGAUCAGGGAUAUCUGGAGCUGGAGGAAAUGGUGGCUGGGCAGAACCAGUUUCCCAGCGACCCAGUGGCCCUCCUCAAGGAUGGGCUGGCAAGCCUCAGGAUGGGCCCAGUGGUAAUAGUGGAGGAGGGGGCGUAGGCUCUUGGGGUGGCUCAAACUCAGUGAAGCAAGCUGCAGGUCGGAGUGGCAGUAAGCAGGAAUCCUCAGCUGAUCCUACAGGCUGGGAAGAGCCCUCCCCACCUUCAAUCCGACGGAAAAUGGAGAUAGAUGAUGGGACCUCAGCUUGGGGUGACCCUGGUGUCUACAACAAGGCUGUCAACUUGUGGGACAAGAAUAAUCCAGGAAAUUCCCAGGCUAAAGUUCCCACUGGAGGCAAUAAUCCCCCAGUUCCAAACAACAACCAUCACCACUCUCAGAAUCACCCAUAUCACGGGCCACCUGCACCUUUACAGAAUCACAGUCAAAAUUCUCUAAACCCAGGGCCCACCAGUGGGCCAAUGGACCCUGUUGUGCCACACCAGCCUGGGCCAUCUCAUAACAGGGCUCCCCUGAUAACUCAAGGCUGGGGAGAAAUACCAAGCUCCCACACAAAGUCGGAGAGCACUUGGGGGGAACCUGCACCUCCUCCGGUCAGCAUGGACAAUGGGACGUCUGCCUGGAACAAACAAACUGGUAGCUGUGGAGGCUGGAGUGAGGGUAACCAGGACAGCUAUGGCAGGGGCAACCCAGCAAUGACAUCUGCAUCUUGCAAACCUGCCCCCAAACCUAUGCAAGACGGAUGGGGAGGUGGAGGUGGAGGUGAGGAGCUGAGCCUGUCAGGGGGUCAGUGGGAUGCUGAGGAGGGAGACAUGUGGAAUACUGCUCCCUCCCAGGAGAGCAACUCCUCCUGCAACUCUUGGGGCAAUACAUCCAAAAAGGUCCCACAGAAGGUGAAGGUCCCAGGAAAGCAAGAAGAGGCCUGGAUCAUGAAUCGUCUCAUCAAACAGUUGACAGACAUGGGCUUCCCUAGGGAUCCAGCAGAGGAGGCUCUGAAGAGCAACAACUUGAACCUAGACCAGGCCAUGAGUGCCCUGCUGGAGAAGAAGACGGAGCUGGACAAGCGGGGGAUGGGGAUGGCCGGACACGACUACAACAACGGGCUCAUCAACAAGCCCAUGAGCUGCCCUCGGCCCCCGCUUCUUUCCAAAGACCCCUCCGCAGACCCCCGCAUGCCCUUCAUGGAUAAGCAGAUGCAGAGUGGAAUGUUUGGCGGCGGUGGAGCAGCACAAGCCCGGACCAUGCAGCAGACGCAGCAGCCUCCUCAGCCGCCAGUGCCGCCUCUCAGCUCCUCUCAGCCUAGUGUACGUGCUCAAGUGCCUCAGUUUCUCUCCCCUCAGGUUCAAGCACAGCUCUUACAGUUUGCAGCAAAAAACAUUGGUCUCAAUCCUGCACUUUUAACCUCACCAAUAAACCCUCAACAUAUGACCCUUCUGAAUCAACUUUACCAGCUGCAACUGGCAUACCAGCGUUUACAAAUUCAGCAGCAGAUGUUGCAGGCGCAGCGCAAUGUUUCUGGUCCCAUUCGACAACAAGAGCAGCAAGUUGCACGUACAAUCAAUAACAUGCAGCAGCAGAUCCAACAGCACCAGCGUCAGCUGGCCCAGGCCCUGCUGAUGAAGCAUCAGCAACAGCAGCCGCCUCCCUCCCACUCGGGCCUGCAUCCUGGUGGGACCAAAUCCCCCCUGGAUUCAUUUCCAGGUCACCCCCACGCUCCAGGCCUCCCUGACCUGCAGACCAAAGAGCUGCACUCAUCUCCUAACACCUACAGCCCCUACUCUCUCUCCGGACUGAAUCCAAACAUGAAUGUAAACUGUAUGGAGGUGGGAAGUCUGGCUAUGAAGGAACCCCACCAACCCCAAUCGCGCCUGUCGCAGUGGACGCACCCGAACUCCAUCGAAAGCCUUUCUGGUAACUCCUCUCUUCUAGAGCCCAGCCUGGGCAAGCAUGGUGCCAACUUGGGUCCCCCGGGUAAACCCCCACAGCUGGAGGACUCUUACAGUCCCUACAACCUCAUGUCCAGCUCAGACUCUCCUACCAGCCCCCUGGUCCCCGCAGACAAUUGGGGACAGGGCAAAAGUAACAAUGACAAGAUGGCCAAUGGGACCAAUAUCAACUGGCCGCCAGAGUUCUGCCCCGGUGUUCCCUGGAAGGGUCUGCAGAAUAUCGACCCUGAGAAUGACCCCAACAUGACCCCUGGCAGUGUCCCCAGUGGGCCCACCAUCAACACCAAUAUCCAAGAUGUCAACCGCUACUUGCUACGGGACAGGAGUGGAGGAAAACUGUCAGAGAUGAAAUCUACCUGGUCUUCUGGCCCUGUCUCUCAUAGCCAGGCCUCCUUGUCCCACGAGCUGUGGAAGGUCCCUCAGGGGCCCCGGAGCAGCAAUAUAGCCCCUUCACGUCCCCCACCUGGCCUCACCCACAGCAAGCCUUCCUCAACGUGGGGGGGCAACUCCCUGGGUCUGGCCCAAGGCUGGAGCAGCUCUUACACCUCAGCAGGUACCACGUGGAGUACAGACAGCUCCACCAGGACCAGUAGCUGGCUGGUUUUGAGGAACCUCACUCCACAGAUUGAUGGUUCGACACUGCGUACACUGUGCAUGCAGCACGGCCCCCUCAUCACAUUCCACCUCAACCUAACACAGGGCAACGCUGUGGUGCGCUACAGCUCCAAGGAUGAGGCUGCCAAGGCUCAGAAGUCCCUGCACAUGUGCGUGCUCGGGAACACCACCAUCCUGGCAGAGUUUGCUGGGGAGGAGGAAGUGAACCGCUUCUUUGCACAGGGCCAGUCGCUCGGCGUAACAACCAGCUGGCAGGCCACUCCAGGCUCCAAUCAGACAAGGAUGGGUGGGACCGGGUCCGGAGCCCCUCAUCCUAUCGGUCACUCGCCCCACUGGAACAACAACAACAACGGCAGCGGUGGCCUUGGAGGCGGAGCAAAGACAGGCGGGGAGUUGCUUUGGGGUGGCGUGCCACAGUAUUCUAACCUGUGGGGACCCCCAAGUGGAGAGGAUGGACGGAUCAUGGGGAGUCCCACACCAAUCAAUACGCUGCUGCCUGGGGACCUGCUGAGUGGAGAGUCCAUGUAGGACGGAAGAUCCCGGGCGAAAAAACAAACACCAACAGCAAGGAGCAAAAAUCUUUCAAAUCAAUGUGGAGAUAAUCAGUGUGGGUGCAAAAAAUGAAAAGGAGAGACAAGAGGAGGACGAGGCUACAUCCUCGCUGCUCACCCUCGUCAGCCUCCUCUUCUCCUUUAAGUUUUGAAUGACAUUUCAGUUGCAGUUCUUAUGUGAAUCUCAGCGAGGGAUUUUGGUCACAGUGUUCAGCUUUUACUUUUGGAGACACAAGAAGUCUUUUCAUUCAACGAGGAAAGAGUACUUUUUACAGACAUGAACUUUUUCGAGAUCUCGCCGCCAUCUUUAGACCUGCGUAAUCCUUCUCUGCCUUUUGAGGCGAAUCAUACUGCACCUCAGAGAUCCGUGGAAAAGGCAUCAUUCCCAAAGUAAAACCCUUCAAUCAGAGUGGUGGUCGAACUUUCAGCUGGUCCAGACUCGACACAUUUGUUCCUCUCAGCACUAAUAUUAGCCUUAACCUCUUUCCUGCCCUGCUAUCCUCAUUCACUCUGUACUUGGUGAAGAAGCAUACGGACACUUGCACACCCUUAUUUCUGAGCCAGUGAAACCUGAGUGGAAAGUACAUGCUGCUGCUGCUCUUUAACGUAAGCAACCACAGCUCACGACUUCAGUGCAUUUUUUUGCAAGCAGAUUGAGUUCCUCAGUUCGCUCAAAGGGAAUGAUGCAACUCUGUUCGCCUUGUUCAAGCCAUUUAUUUUUGUAUUGUUUUUUCUCUCUUCUUCUUGAACCAUUGCAAACAAAGCUAAUGAAAUUAUUCAGAUGUGUCUGUCAAUCGUACUCGGUGGGGGGCAUAUGUUUUUUUUUGGGGGGGGUCAACGCUUGUACAGACAGUUAUGGACGUGGAGGACGACACAAUGAACCACUGCUAUUACUAUGGAACUGUAAAGACAAACACUUCAGCGCACCUCAACUCAUCUGUGGGGAAACCUCGCAGUUUGUCUCUGACCCUCUCACUGAUGUAGUGGAGAGAGAGAAAAAAAAAAAAAUCAAAAACGGUGUGUAAUCAACGACCCCACCCCAACCCCCCCACCCCCC
This is a messenger RNA of Pleuronectes platessa (European plaice), 6860 nucleotides long. Its product is annotated as trinucleotide repeat-containing gene 6C protein. Gene Ontology annotation, biological process: miRNA-mediated post-transcriptional gene silencing; positive regulation of nuclear-transcribed mRNA poly(A) tail shortening. The record is from RefSeq and is a predicted model, not a curated record. Gene Ontology annotation, cellular component: P-body; nucleoplasm. Lineage: Eukaryota; Metazoa; Chordata; Actinopteri; Pleuronectiformes; Pleuronectidae. The transcript has 21 exons. Gene Ontology annotation, molecular function: protein binding; RNA binding. The coding region runs from base 261 to 5780 and encodes 1839 amino acids.